UCGGGCGCGCGCAGGCAGCGGGGCCAUGGCCGCCCUGCUGCGGGGCCGUGCGCUGGCGGCGCCCUGAGGCGGCGCGGCGCGGCCAUGGUGCCUCGGGGAGCCGCUCUGCCGCCACCGCCGGGCACCGAGCCGCCGCUCUGAGGCGCCGAGCCCCCGCCGCGGGACCGACAGGAGGAGGAGGGAGAAUAGGAACAAGAGGCGGCGGCCACGACCACCACCGCCGCUUCAGUCUGCUGCCAAUUCACGGAAAGGGAAGAGAAUGGCUGCGAAGGAGAAGUUGGAGGCAAUAUUAAAUGUGGCCCUGAGGGUCCCGAGCAUCAUGCUGUUGGAUGUCUUGUACAGGUGGGACGUCAGCUCAUUCUUCCAGCAGAUCCAAAGAAGUAGCCUGCACAACAACCCUCUCUUCCAGUACAAGUACUUGGCCCUUAAUAUGCAUUAUGUGGGUUACAUCUUAAGUGUUGUGCUCCUCACUUUACCAAGGCAACACCUGGUUCAGCUUUACCUGUACUUUCUGACCGCAUUGCUGCUGUAUGCUGGGCACCAGAUUUCCAGGGAUUACGUGAGAAGUGAAUUGGAAUCAGGGUAUGAAGGGCCAAUGUACUUGGAGCCUCUCUCAAUGAAUCGUUUCAUGACUGCUUUAGUAGGUGCGAUGCAGGGUCCCGUGCUAAAGCAGAAUCCCUCAGAGAGCUUCACAAAGCAGCAGGCAGGACCGGGCAGGAAGAGGUCAGGAGGCGUUAUGCCAUUCAGUAACGGUUAUGCAGAAACUAAACCGGGAGUCGUAGCCCAUCAGUAUCCCAGGAUGCAUCGUUCAGGUCAGCUGGUGGUAUGUACGCUCUGCUCCUGCGUCAUGAAAACAAAACAGAUCUGGCUCUUCUCUGCUCACAUGCUCCCUCUGCUGGCACGGCUCUGCCUCGUCCCGUUGGAAACCAUCGUCGUCAUCAACAAAUUUGCCAUGAUUUUCACUGGUUUGGAAGUUCUCUACUUUCUGGCAUCAAAUCUUCUGGUGCCCUAUAACUUGGCAAAGUCUGCAUACAGAGAGCUUGUCCAGGUGGUGGAAGUAUAUGGUCUCCUGGCUCUGGGAAUGUCUUUGUGGAACCAGCUGGUGGUCCCGGUUCUUUUCAUGGUGUUUUGGCUCGUCUUGUUUGCUCUUCAGAUCUAUUCCUAUUUCAGUACACGGGACCAGCCUGCCUCGAGAGAGAGGCUCCUCUUCCUCUUCUUGACAAGUAUUGCAGAAUGUUGUAGCACUCCAUAUUCGUUGCUGGGCUUGGUCUUCACAGUCUCCUUCGUUGCUCUGGGAGUUCUGACUCUCUGCAAGUUUUACUUGCAGGGUUACCGAGCAUUCAUGAAUGACCCUGCUAUGAACAGGGGAAUGACUGAAGGAGUCACACUCCUGAUCCUGGCUGUGCAAACGGGUUUGAUUGAGCUCCAAGUUGUGCAUCGGGCAUUCCUGCUCAGUAUUAUUCUUUUCAUUGUGGUGGCAUCCAUCCUUCAGUCUAUGCUGGAAAUUGCCGAUCCCAUUGUCUUGGCAUUGGGAGCCUCAAGAGACAAGAGUCUGUGGAAGCACUUCCGAGCAGUCAGCCUCUGUUUGUUCUUACUUGUGUUCCCCGCGUACAUGGCCUACAUGAUUUGUCAAUUUUUCCACAUGGAUUUCUGGCUGUUGAUCAUUAUCUCCAGCAGUAUUCUAACCUCUCUUCAGGUGCUUGGGACGCUCUUCAUUUAUGUUUUGUUUAUGGUGGAAGAGUUCAGAAAAGAACCAGUAGAAAAUAUGGAUGACGUGAUUUAUUACGUAAAUGGCACGUACCGGCUGCUGGAAUUCCUUGUCGCUCUCUGUGUGGUGGCAUACGGUGUCUCAGAAACUGUCUUUGGCGAAUGGACUGUGAUGGGCUCUGUGAUCAUCUUCAUUCACUCCUAUUACAACGUGUGGUUGCGGGCCCAGCUGGGGUGGAAAAGUUUCCUUCUUCGCAGAGAUGCAGUGAACAAGAUCAAAUCACUGCCCAUUGCCACAAAGGAGCAGCUGGAGCAACACAAUGAUAUCUGUGCCAUCUGCUACCAGGAUAUGAAAACUGCUGUAAUCACACCAUGUAGCCAUUUUUUUCAUGCGGGCUGUCUUAAGAAAUGGCUGUAUGUGCAAGAAACCUGCCCUCUGUGCCACUGCCAACUUAAGAGUCCUUCACAGCUACCAGGACUGGGACCGGAGCCAGUUCAACAGCCAAAUCCCGGUGCAGAGCAAAAUACCAGACCUGGAGAUGCAGCCGAGCCCCCUGGUGUUGAACACGACAAUGGGCCAAACACAGACAACAACCCUAGCCAGAGCAGCGGACAGGUUGCUGAUGGACAGGACAGCCUGGAGGCCUCUGCUGAGACUGAGGGGUCCCGGGGCAUGGACAGGGGCACGAGCCCGUGCGAGGCCAGCCAGGGAGCAGCCUGUGCUGCAGAACUAAUGGCAGCCCCAGAGAGGUGCCCUGCUCGAGACCCGAGGGUUAGCAUCCAGCUCUGAGGUGACAGAGGACGACGCAGGAACAAACACAUUUCAGAGAUUCAAGUUUGACUCAGAAGAAAAACUGUCCUUCCGCAUCUGUGAAAGAAGUUUAGCUGUUAAUGCUGGUCAAAAUGUAAUAUCCCGUGCUGAUUUUUGUGGGCUGCUUGGUAGCGGUAAUUCCAGUGAGAUGUAGUAAAAAAUGACUCCAGAAGCUUUCUGAACUGUGGGCAUAGGAAGGAUGUCUGGAAAUAAAUUGAAGUGGAAGAGUGUUUUCAACAUGUAGGUGAGGGAUGAGAAGAACGGGAGAUCUGUGAGAGGUGGUAGGCAGAUGGACAAAAUGCUAGCUUUUGUUUUGGCCAGGAGGAGGGCAUCGAAUACAGCCAUGUCCCAGGGUACCAGAGAGGUGUUAAAGGCAGUCACUUGCUAGUCUCUGACCGAGGUGCAGCUUUGGUUUCUGACAAUUUUUUUAUGGCACGUAAGCAAAAAAUCAAAGAUAUAACAUCAGUGAUUGUACUAGAAGAUGGAAGCACUCUUAAUACGUCAUGUGUAUGCUUUGGGUGUUCUUGGUGGGGCAAUUGCAUUUGCAUUCAUGUAAUCUAUAGUGACUCUUGACUUUUAUGACGGAGUCUUCAAUAUUUUGAUGUAUAUGAAACUUUUGCUAAUAAUGGCACAGUCUGGGCUGCAUGAAGUAAACUAAAGCUCUAAUGAACACUUUGGCCUCUGCCACCACGUGCAGGAGGAAAGUGGGAUGAGCUUUAGGGCACAGAGAGAAGCCUCGCAGUACUGUGCUGUGUAAUGUUUAAUUCUUGCAGCUGAAUUAAAACAGUAUUAAACUCUGGCGAUAUUUGCACUUUGGGAAUGAGUACAUUAUUGUGUAUGAUCAGACUCCGCAAAUGCCACUUUUAAAGUUGUUAAUAGGUUUGCACCUUUUUUCUUUGACAAGGACAUGUCCAUACAUACAAUAAAUUUUUACAUUCAUCAUGGCUUCAAGUAGAACUAGGGAAGAGGGUGGGGAAAUAGGUGGGAGUAGGGGGGCAGGCAAUUUUUUAUGUGAAUUUUGAUAUGAAGAGAAAUUAGUCACUUAUUUAUACGAUAGGCUUGACUCAAGUGUUUUUCAAAGUCGGUAUUCCUAAUGUGAAAUGUGAUACUAUUUUAUUUUUAGUAGUAACUUUGGAUGUAGACUGACAGACAUAGCUGAAUGUCUUAAUAAAUUACAUUUGAAGAUUUUUA
Molecule: messenger RNA, 3709 nt
Organism: Cygnus olor (mute swan)
Lineage: Eukaryota; Metazoa; Chordata; Aves; Anseriformes; Anatidae
Gene: RNF145
Product: ring finger protein 145
Exons: 12
Coding region: 260-2497 (745 amino acids)
Cellular component (GO): endomembrane system; endoplasmic reticulum
Molecular function (GO): zinc ion binding; ubiquitin protein ligase activity
Source: RefSeq, a predicted model, not a curated record